GUAGUGCUUUCAAGUAAUUCAGUGCUUAAGAUACAAUGAUGAAAUACUAUAUUUCGUUUUACAUGAAUACUUAAACACUAAUGCUAAUACUGGUGUAGUAAUGAAAUUUUAACAUGAAUCACUGUUAAAAUUGCUGAAGUUAAACACACAUAUCAAUAUUUAAAUAUACGUACGCGACUUACCGAAUUGAAAUACCAUAGUGUAUAUUUAAAUAUUGAUAUGAGUGUUUAACUUCAGCAAUUUAAUUCUGACCAGUGAUUCAAGUUGAAAUUUCAUUACUACACCAGUAAUUGCAGCAUAACAAUAUGUAUAAGGAAAAUUGUCCGCAUUUCUGUCACAUACAGAGACACAUAAAAUGCGAUCAGAUAUUUAUGCAUAUAGUUAUGCUGCUAUGCAAAUUUGUCUGGAUAGGCCCUAAGGCUGCGAUAUUCAUUGCCAGUACGGAAAAUAUAUAGUUCAGGUCACGUAUAUUAUAGAUUUUCAAUACUGGCAGUAAAUAUCGGAACACAAAGAUAGGAAUCAUUCAAAAUCAUUUGACAUGCUCUCCCUCAUGUUAUGGGUGUUAUGUUACGCGUGACCAUUAUGUGCAAUUAGAUAUUUAGAUAUUUGAAGCAUUAGUGAAUUGAUUAUGGAGACUCAACCAUUAAAAGCGUCUGAAAAAUUGCCAUCACCAUCACCAUCACCAUUACCACCACCACCGUAUUCUGUUGCGACAGCUCCAGCAGUGACUACGUUAUGGCAUUCAUCUCCCGAAUAUUCUAAUAAUAUUGAUCCUGGAUAUCAAGGAAACUAUGUCCCAUCAUAUGGCUCUACAUAUUCCACUGCUAUUAUUGUCCCAGAAAUUAUUCUAGUUGGUGGUUGUCCAGCAUGCAGAGUAGGUGUGAUGGAAGAUGAUUACACAUGCCUUGGCCUACUAUGUGCGAUUUUCUUCUUUCCCAUUGGGAUUCUUUGUUGUCUGCUAUUAAGGACAAGACGCUGUUCGAAUUGCGGAGCCUAUUUUGGUUGAUUUAAAAUAAGAUAUGCCUAUACUUGUAUAUAAAAAAUGAUAUGUCAAAUAGAUCUAAAGUUAGGUAAAAAGUUAGAUAAAAAGUAUUUAAAUAUUUAAGUAACAAUCAAUAUUGCAAAUUAUAA
Molecule: messenger RNA, 1131 nt
Organism: Pogonomyrmex barbatus (red harvester ant)
Lineage: Eukaryota; Metazoa; Arthropoda; Insecta; Hymenoptera; Formicidae
Source: RefSeq, a predicted model, not a curated record